UUGCUCAGCUCACAGGAUCCAUUCAAUCUGUGUCAUGCAGCAAGAGCAUUGCAAAUUUGAGGAUAGAGUGUAGUACCAGAAAAAAGGACAACACAGAAACAUAAUUUUCCAGGGUCACUGAAAAUCUCUGCUAACAUAAAUACUAAAUGUGAAUGUGAUUCUUGUUUUCAAUUUAGUGGAAUAUAAUUACACAGUAAAGUGUAAAAGUGUGCAAACCCAAUUCAACGACUAGAGAGAUAAUGGAAGCCAUUUGGAAAACAUAAACAGCAUUCAAUGCCUGUGAUAAGUCCCAUUUUCCAGAAAUCAUAUGAAAAGGAAGCACGUCAAUUAACAAUACAUAAUAUCCUGUGUGAAAAUGAUGGGUGUGUGUAAAAAUAGAAAUGGGAGAGAUUCAGCACACAAACCUGAAAGAUGCAGAAUUUACAUAGGCAUACCCACACACUACUAUGAGACAGAUUAGCAAACAUCAAUUUGUAUGCCAAUAUUCACCAAAUAACAUUAGUCGCGUGAUCUCAAUCGAAUGGUUAAACCUAUGAAAAAUGUCUGGACGAGACAGAAGCGGUGAUUUCAAUGAGAUUUAAUCGGGUUUCUGAAAGAUGCUACAAUUAUCACUGAUAUGUGCAAUAUUUGUUUUGUUUGCUCAUAAAAUAGCGCAAAAUUUCGUAAUUGGUAGUGAAUUUCAAUUAGAUUUUUCUAAUGUCGCCAACGCUAACGAGUUUGGUCCUAAAAUGGAAGCCUUGCUAAGACAAUCUCCAGCAGACAACAAACAACCAGUGUUUCCAGAGCGCCCAGAUGCAGUUUAUUUUGUUAUAGCAUUACAUGGUGGAGCAAAGUUAUGGGGACGUACUCUAGCGAGAACGUUGCUUGACCUGGGAGCACCUUUUUCAAAUCCGCAGGGCCCACCUUUACGACCAAUAAUCAUCGACUUACCAUCAAAUGGAAGAUAUACUUCGAAGGUUCUUUCAACACUUUGUGAUGUAAUUGAUGGUGUUCCUCUUGCUGGUAUGAUCGUAGUAGGCGAUGGUCAAGCCGCAAAGAUGAUAGCCAUGGCGGGCAGCUCUAUGAAAUUACCUGUUCUCUGGGCCAAAGGAGGAAUUGCAUCACUCCAGGGAACUUUAAAUGAGCAUAUGUCAAAAUCACAAGCAAUUCUGCAACCUUCCGCACGAGAAAUUUUGGAGGCCCUGAGAUCUUUGCUAUUACAGACGCAUUGGUAUUCCUUCUACAUCCUUUCGGAUAUAAAAACAACAAUUUUAUUGAAAAGUGCCGAAGGAGAAGCAUUGAAACGACAUCCGUUGCUUCCAACGAUUUUACAGUUGCCAACUAAUAAUGAUCUGAUAUACAGACAACUUGAAAAAGUAUCACAAUCUACCAGAGGUGUCGUAAUUAUGUUGUGUGAAUUGUCGGAAGCUCGUCGUAUUCUAGCCGAAGCUCAACGAAUGAGAAUGCUCAAUGGACAUUUCAUUUGGCUUUGGGCAGAUACGACUACGACAACGGAAUUCUACGAUCCGAUGCAAAUGCCAAUUGGUGUUUUUAGUAACGAUGCUGAAGAAGAUAUCUCUAUGCAGAUAAAUAAUCCGUUCCAUUCUGGUAAAAUAGAACUUGAAGACGAUUUUUAUGAUUCUACGGACAUAAUUCAACAGUCACAUAUUGCUGAUCUCGUAGAACGAAAAUUGGAUUUCGAGUAUUAUGAUCCAAAACAUAAAAAAAAUCGUACAAAAUCUGAAAAUGCAAACCGCUCCCACCACGCUGUUGAACUUCAGAGAAAUAUUUUGAAUUUUAAAAAUCUUGUUGGCAACAAUAAUAGAGGUGAUAAAACUAAACGCUCCGUUGAUAGUCAAGAGGAUUUAUAUAGUGAAAAUGUUAAUUUAUCCAUUAUCAGUCACUACCCCAAAAGUGAAGACCUAAAGGAACUCAAACGUACAAAUAGUUUAGAGAAAAGUGACUAUCUAAACCAAUCUAAUGGUGCUACCUACAGAUUUACUAUCGACCCACAAAAAAGAAAUCAAAACCAAAAGAACAGUGUUCAUAUGAGCCGUAGUGAUCUAGAUAAUUUAUUUGAUGUUGAGGAAAAUCUAGCGGAUUUAAAAAUGAAACGUGCCAACAGUUUUCUAAGGCAUUAUAACGUAUCACCGCAUGUGUUGUUUCACCAUUUCCAAGACUUCCCAGUAGGGCUGUUGGCGUUGCGACCAGUGAUGAUGAAAGUCGACCGUCACUUCAUACGAUCUGCUGUGCGAUUAUUUGCAUCAACUUGGGCCAAGGUUGAACAAGAGGGAGAUAGCGGCCGAAAAUUUAUGCGGAACCAAGAAAAACAACAAUCGUCGAGUAGAAAAAAUCAGCGAAACAAUAAAUCUACAAAGUACAAGCGUUCAGCGAUGAGCAUAAUGGAUCAAAUCGAUGUCAUUUCUACGUUUAACAAAACAAAAAAUGCCGUAGAAAACAAAGUUAACAAUAGUACUAUUCCAAAUUAUAACGAAGUUAAUGUUACUGAAUUAUCUACUUAUAACAAUUCUGCGGAACUACAAAAUCUGGAUGGUAGUAAAACUGAUCCACUCCUCAGUGGAGAUCACGUUUACGAAACAAAUUUCCAAAACUCAAGCAAAAGCAAUACUACCGAUAAUAGCACCAUAAAGCCAAUCAUAACGUCCAAACAAAAACGACAGCAAACCUGGUGGACUUCGAAAGGGAACAAUGAUCGUACGCGUGGUGGUGAUCGCACAAAAGGCGGAGCUCCACAGUAUCGCAAUGGUUGUUAUGGAACGGUUAGCCGAGGAGAACUGAAAAAAGCUGAACUAUUUACAAGAUAUCUACAAGAUGGUGCAUCAAAAGGCCUAACGGGUCAGGCAAUAAUGGGUGGUUUGGUGGAAAAAUCACUAAUAACUCACUUUGAAGUUCUUAAUCUAGUUCCUGUCACGAAACGUCCUAUAGUUAAACAUGAAUCUCGUCAAGAAUCACUCAGCAGCCGCAUGGUGAAUACUAGUUCAACAAAAUGGCGUCGAGUUGGCUUUAUAUCCGGACGAAAUGUUCACUUGGAUACUAUUGUAUGGCCUAGUGGUGAUAUAGUGGUGACAGGGUUAUUAUCGAAGGCACGCUCUGUGUUUCGAGUGGUUGUGGCUGUAGCACCUCCCUUUGUUAUGGAAACAGAACUUGGUGAUCGAGAGCAGUGUCUACGCGGACUUUUGUGUUACAAAGUGUACAUUACAGGAAGGCAAAACCUCACGAAGAUGUUCAACAAGAUUGAAAUACAAAAACGCCGAAAAGAUCUGGGAGAGGAAAUAGAACCAGAUGAUGAAAGGUCUAAAAGAUACAUUUAUAGCGCUAGAUGUUGCUACGGGCUAUCAAUGGAUUUGUUACAAAAGGUUGCAUCAGACCUAGGGUUUGAAUUCGAUCUCUAUAUUGUUCAUGAUGGAUUAUUUGGACGUAGAACUUCAAUGAAGAGCGGUUAUCAAACCACACAACCGAAAAAGGAUGUAAACAGAAGAGUAGAAUUGUCUAAAUUCGAUGCACAAUCUGGUAGAAGUUUAAAGCGUGGCUCUAAGUUGUCGCAGAUUAUCGAAUUGAGUUUAAAUCCACCAAAAGUCGUAACAGAUCCACCAUUAAAGAUUGUACCGCUGUCCAAGAUGCCGAAAAUUCAAUGGAAUGGAAUCAUUGGUGAUCUUGUUACUGGAAGCGCUGACAUUACUUUUGCACCGUUGAGUGUUUCGCGGGAGCGGGCUCAAGUAAUAGAUUUUAGCAUUCCCUUUUUCCACGGUGGUGUGUCUUUGCUGGCAGCACCUCAAACAAAUCCGGACGUACCAUUAUUAGCAUUUCUGUUACCAUUUUCUCCGGAACUGUGGAUCGCUAUCUUUACUUCACUGAAUGUUACUGCCAUCGCUGUCGCCAUCUACGAGUGGUUGAGUCCAUUCGGGCUAAAUCCCUGGGGAAGACAGAGAAGCAAAAAUUUCAGUAUGUCGUCUGCAUUGUGGGUGAUGUGGGGCUUGCUAUGUGGACAUCUAGUUGCGUUCAAAGCUCCAAAGUCAUGGCCGAAUAAGUUUCUUAUCAAUGUCUGGGGUGGGUUCAGUGUUAUUUUCGUGGCAUCAUACACUGCCAACAUUGCAGCUCUUAUAGCAGGCCUAUUUUUUCACAAUGAAGCAGGAAGCUACAGUGGACCGUUAUUAAAACAACGUAUUGGUGCACCGGUUGCAACCGCCACAGAGUACUAUGUCCAACAAAGCGAUAAAAUUUUGUGGGAGCAUAUGAAGAAAUACCAACUUACUAAUAUUGAAGAAGGCAUCGAAAGGUUGAAAAAUGGAACUAUUGAUCUGUUGAUGGCAGAUUCACCAAUACUAGACUAUUAUCGAGCAACUGAUCAAGGAUGUUCAUUCCAAAAAGUUGGCGAUACAUAUGUAGAUGAUUCAUACGCAAUAGGAAUGACGAAAGGGUUUCCGUUAAAGGAGACUAUUUCGGCAUUGAUAUCCAAAUAUUCUAGUGACGGAUAUUUGGAUAUCCUAACAGCCAAAUGGUACGGAAGUUUGGCCUGCUUCAAACUCGAUCGCGAUAUCGGCCAACCGAAGCCAUUGGGAGUAGCUGCCGUGGCAGGGGUGUUUUUACUACUGGGACUGGGAAUGAUACUAGGACUUUUAAUUUUAAUUUUUGAGCAUUUGUUCUACAAGUAUACACUGCCUAUACUGCGACAUCAACCCAAGAAUACUAUAUGGAGAAGCCGGAACAUUAUGUUCUUUAGUCAAAAGCUAUAUCGCUUCAUCAACUGCGUGGAGCUUGUAUCGCCUCAUCACGCCGCUAAAGAGCUGGUGCAUACUAUUCGGCAGGGCCAAAUAACCAGCUUAUUCCAGAAAAGUAUCAAGCGGAAGGAGGACGAACAGAGAAGACGUCGUAAGAGUAAAGCACAGUUUUUCGAUAUGAUUCAGGAAAUCAGAAGAAAUAUGUACUUAAACAGAGUUCAGCAACAAGAGCGAGACACAUUACAUCAAACACUAACUAAAGAUGCUAUACCGGAAGCGUCUCCUAGCAAAUCCAGCACUCCAGCCAAAAAAAUAAAAAGCAGUCCCAGGAUGAGCAUAUUUGGGUUAGGACGGCAUAACUCGAAUCCUUCAACACUGAAUGUAAGACGAUUUAGUACUGAUAGUAUACUGAGUGAGCGAUUGGAUUCAAUUGGGAGGCGUUUGAGUAGAGACAUAACUAACUCGCCUCCAGAUCUCACGCAUAGAUUUGAAACGUUUGGUAAGCUAAAAGAUGGAGACGGAAAAUUCGACACAUACUCGGGGAAAGAUACGAAAGAAGCAGUAGCGUCAAAUAAAUUUGAUACGUUUAGUGGAAAAAUUGAAAAUAGUCAACCUGAGGAGAAGCCACCUGCAUUACCCAUUAAAAAAGGGAAACAAAAUAGAAGAUCGCCACUCAAUCCUGAGCUGUACGUAAAAAAUAAAAAAUAUUCCAGAGAUGAAAGUCGUAAAUUAAUACCAAUAAGUGAGAGAGUUGCUCAUGGCCUUGCUCCUCCCUUUAUUGAAUCCGAUACCAGUAGUGCUCUUUUGCGAGAUAAAUUACAUGAGGAACUACGUGAGAAACAUGCCUCUCAUGGAUUUAAUCAAAGUAUCCUAAAAUCAGUCAAUCAGAGUAGCGAUAUUAAGUCAUCAAUUGAUGUCACAAACGAAAACAAUAGACAAGGUAAAGUACCUCGACAAAGGAUUAAGGGCAAUAAUCAUGCUAAACGACGUACGGUAGAUGGUUGUACACCGGAUUUUUCUCAAAGUGCUAAAUUAAUUUAAAUUUGUAAUUUUCACAGGGAAGACACGAACACAGCAUGCUUGAACAUUAUUAUCAGAUUAAGAUUUUUUUCAUUUAAUUAUAUGGUGAUCACCACGAAUCAUAAUCCUGCAUUAUGUACCUCAAAAUUAUUCUAUUAAAUUCUCUAUGAAUCACGCCACACAAUACCGAUGAGAUUUUGUAGGGACCAAGUUUGAAAUAUUUUCGGGAAUUUUUACGACAAUUUGACCAAGAAUUUCUAUGGGAUUUACAGUUACAGUAGAAGUUCUGUAAGUCAAGAAAUUGUUCAGAGGAAAAUCCUCCAGGAUUGUUCUGACGAUGCUUCUCACGAUUUCAUUUAACGAUUGCUAUAAGACUUCCACGAAAUCCAGAUACUUCCUGGUGUAUAGGUACAGUAAAAUUAUUUGCCGAGAGUUUCUUAUUAUAUCCAUCCAAAGCUUAUUUGAGGCUUUCCUUAGCCUAGUGGUAACGUCCGCGGCUACAAAGCAAAGCCGUGCUGAAGGUGUUUGAGUUCUGUGUAAAGCAAAGUAUG
This is a messenger RNA of Aedes aegypti (yellow fever mosquito), 6289 nucleotides long. RefSeq lists its product as uncharacterized. NCBI's taxonomy places the organism in Eukaryota, Metazoa, Arthropoda, Insecta, Diptera, Culicidae. The transcript has 18 exons. Gene Ontology annotation, molecular function: transmitter-gated monoatomic ion channel activity involved in regulation of postsynaptic membrane potential; NMDA glutamate receptor activity. Gene Ontology annotation, cellular component: postsynaptic membrane; plasma membrane. Gene Ontology annotation, biological process: modulation of chemical synaptic transmission; synaptic transmission, glutamatergic; ionotropic glutamate receptor signaling pathway. The coding region runs from base 597 to 5759 and encodes 1720 amino acids. The record is from RefSeq and is a predicted model, not a curated record.